AUGAAUACUCGACGUAAUAGAAUGAACCAAAGUGCAUCCGCACGUUCGACAUUAUGUGACUUUUUAAAUCACGUAAAUUACCAUAACCUCAACAAUCUUCCCUACAAUAGUAAUGAAAAUGUACUAGCAGCUCACGCAAGGAACGGUAGAACGACUCAAAUAUUGACAGGAAAGCACAUAAUGAAACAGAAUGUGAAACGUGAAGCUCAUAGGUUACGAUUACGAUCAAAUAAUCGACAAUAUAUAAUCAAGCUAGCGACGGAGGUGAUUUGGAAUUUACGAUGCACACAAACUCAAAGGCAGAUUUUUAUAAAUUUAGCUAAUAACGCGAAUUCUAUUAAUCAAAGUGUGACGCCAGUUAACAACAAUGAUACCCUUGAUCGGAUUGCAAGAAUAAAUACUCCACAGGCGGCCAUCAAUCCUCUUGAGCGAGACCUUUUUAAUGGAA
Messenger RNA from Funneliformis caledonium, 448 nucleotides. The record is from the annotation of a GenBank genome assembly. NCBI's taxonomy places the organism in Eukaryota, Fungi, Glomeromycota, Glomeromycetes, Glomerales, Glomeraceae.